AUGUUGCAAUUAGCCAUUGGUGUUAUUAUCUUUUUUUUUGUGCACAAGUUCACAAAAAAUCGGUUUUGGUCUUAUCUUGAUACCUAGUUUGAAAUGCACAUUGGUCAAGGGUGCUUAUCGGAAAUCUCCAUGAAACCACCACCUGAUAAGCAAUUUCAAUACCCAAAAGUCAAUCAAUAAGACUCCUACGCUUUAUCAGGUUUUCAGUUGAACGGUGCUAUUUGUGGCGUGAAGUGACUGGUUACUUAAAAAAAAAAAGAUUUCUAGAAAAUUUAGAAAAUGGACGAUAUUUGGAGCCUUGGUAGGCUUCCUUACGAAGCAGCCAAACCUUUUAGAAAUAAAUCAACCAUGGAAAAUCUCAUGGAUGUUUUACAAUUCUUCUUCGAUUUCGUAAAGUUACUCUUCCUUUCCAUUCCCAUUCUUGCAACGUACGUUCAAGAAAUUUUCUCAAAAGAACCCAAGAAAAUUGCUGGUCAAUUGGCAUUGGUAACAGGUGGAGGAAAUGGACUUGGCAAGUCAAUUGCUAUACGUUUGGCCAAGGAGGGGUGCAAUGUGGCUGUGGUGGAUGUUGACUUACCAGCUGCUGAACGUGUUGCUGGUGACAUUAAGAGUUUUGGCAUAAAGUCGAAAGCCUACAAAGUGGAUGUAUCUAAUUUUGAGGAGGUGAAAACUCUUAGCCAAGAUGUUGAGGAGGAUUUAGGUGCUGUGGAUAUACUUGUAAACAAUGCUGGAAUAAUGCCAGUAGUCUCUUUGAUGGAGGGCAGUCCAAGGGACAUUGAGAAGAUCCUCAGUGUGAACCUCACUUCGCACUUUUGGACUGUUCGAGUGUUCUUCGAGAGUAUGAUAAGGCGACGGAAGGGGCACAUUGUGGCAAUAUCGUCAUUGGCAGGGCUCGAUGCAGCCGGAAGAGCUGUUGCAUACUCAGCCAGCAAAUUUGGUGUCAGGGGUUUCAUGGAUGCCCUCAGGGAGGAAAUUCGCUUGAAUGGAAACUCUGGAGAAAUUUUCACAACAACUGUGUUCCCGUACUUUAUUUCAACUAGAAAGGAUUUGAUGGAUAAGAUGAAGAAUGCUAGUUUACUUCAGCGGUACCCCCCACUGAUACCCGAUGAUGCUGCUGACAUUGCGGUUGAUGCCAUGCUUGAGAAUAAGAUUUCCAUCACAAUUCCCAAAGUUUGGCCAAUUAGUAAAAUUAUUUUCCAGUGUCUUCCGUCUCGAAUUCAGGAUCUCGUGAGGGAAGUGCUCGUGAAGGAGUAUAUACCGCGGAUUCAGCUGUAAACUGUGCGUAUGGAGACACGAUGAAUCAAUAUGAUAAUUUUGUGAGUUCUUUGCGCAAUAAUCAUAAACAAUUUAGUACAGAGAAAAA
Phlebotomus papatasi is the source of this 1363-nucleotide messenger RNA. RefSeq lists its product as uncharacterized. Gene Ontology annotation, molecular function: oxidoreductase activity, acting on the CH-OH group of donors, NAD or NADP as acceptor. The coding region runs from base 280 to 1275 and encodes 331 amino acids. The transcript has 5 exons. Lineage: Eukaryota; Metazoa; Arthropoda; Insecta; Diptera; Psychodidae. The record is from RefSeq and is a predicted model, not a curated record. Gene Ontology annotation, cellular component: lipid droplet.